Capra hircus (goat) is the source of this 436-nucleotide messenger RNA. RefSeq names its product up-regulated during skeletal muscle growth 5 homolog (mouse) (gene ATP5MK). The coding region runs from base 143 to 319 and encodes 58 amino acids. The record is from RefSeq and is a predicted model, not a curated record. The transcript is spliced from 4 exons. Lineage: Eukaryota; Metazoa; Chordata; Mammalia; Artiodactyla; Bovidae.
AGCCAAUCGACGCAGAGGGCCGAACCCUUCAGGCCCGUUGAACGGUGAGGGGGAGGCGGUGUCUUCCGGCGGGAUCGAGGGGCAGCAGCGUACGGUGAAGGACGCAGGCCGUGGAGUUUGAACCCCUUGAAAGAUUGAAAUCAUGGCAGGUCCAGAAGCUGAUGCCCAGUUCCAUUUCACUGGUAUCAAAAAAUAUUUCAACUCUUACACUCUCACAGGGAGAAUGAAUUGUGUGCUGGCCACAUAUGGAAGUAUUGCUUUGAUAGUCUUAUACUUCAAGUUAAGGUCUAAAAAAACUCCAGCUGUGAAAGCAACAUAAACAGAUUCUGAACUGUACAUUAUCUGUUAAGUUCCCAUGCCUGAAGAAGCUAAUGUCAACUCAUCAUGUGAUACUCAAUUUGUACAAUAAAUUAUGAACCUGGAAAAGCUGGUUGUC